AUGACGGAUCGAGGGAACGGAGAUCGGCUACAAAAUCUGAUCAUCUUGGACGUGUUCCUUAUCGACAUCCAUUCUCAAUGUCCUAUGGCGGAACCGCGUAUGUCGUCGAGGCCGAUACAGAGUUGUUUUCAAUGCCGCAAGCGUAAGAUAAAAUGCAAUAGGGCGUACCCCUGUGCUCCAUGUAUGUUACGAGGAGAGGGCGGUCAAUGCAGGGAGGUAGACCGGAGCAUCGUUGCGUCAGGCAAGACUACUGUAGAAACGCUCGACGACGUCCUGGGACGGUUAGCUGUUCUCGAACAGACAGUGUCGAAGCUUGUCUCCUCUGGUGACCAUGGGAAGGAAAAAGAAAAAGUAAAGGACAAGGAGAAAGUGCGCUCAGCUAUUCGGUCUUCGUUUGGUGUUACUUCGACGGACGAAGACGUUGCGAUGAUGCUGGAAGACUUUGCUAUGGGACACCGCGUGAAUCGUAGCAGAGCCACGCAAGAUUUUGACGUGACGAACAACAACGAAGAUCCGUAUACGUCUGCUAGCCCCUCCAGUGGACACCCUUUGCUCCUUCUACUGGAUCCUGGUGUCAAUGCAAUAGCGAGGUUAUUAUCGAUGCUUCCAGACGAAUUGAGGAGCCGCACGUUGGUGCAGUUUUAUUUCGAGAGAUUGGAAUGGUAUUCAAAAGUUUUACACGCACCCACGUUUAUUAGUGAGCUGAAUAUCCUCCUAAUGCAAAAAUCCAACGAAAGCGUGGGAAUGGUUCGCGUCUCAUUUCUUGGGGUGUAUUUCAUGAUAUUAUGUCUAUCACUGCACCUGAUAGAACCGUAUGUUUGCGAGCGCAUUGGCUUUGACCUUUCUACCGCGUCGGAAUUAUCGAAACGGAUGUACUCUGCUGCGCAAGCAUGUUUGCAUUACGACGACUUCUUAGGAGCACACUCCUUGGAGCACCUGCAGUGUAUCUUGCUUAUGGGCGUGUAUCAACAAAAUCUAGACGAAGCUGAUACGCAUUGGGCGUUACUAGGGUCUGCCAUCAAGAUAGCCCAGAACCUUGGUAUGUCUCGGUUAGGCUCUGAAUCUGACGAGCGGACAUACAGCGCGACAUGGAGAUCUCUAAUCAAGCGGGAGACAGCACGUAGAGUAUGGUGGAAUCUUAUAUUCAACGACUGGUCGCAUGCCGCCGCGCAUAAUGGUACAUAUUCCAUACACCCUUCGCAAAACCAUACAGGGUGGCCGGCCAAUGUGAAUGACGGGGAUCUCGUUGACGAUGGUCGACUGCUACUUUGCCGACCUAUGGAAGAAUACACAGAAAUGACGUUCUCACUUACACGUCUACGGUUUGUAGGUCUGUAUCGGGAGAUCGUGGAUGAGAUGCAGGCGCCAACGGGUUAUAGUUUUGUUGGAGAGAUGGAUAAGCGGCUGGAAGAAAUGGUGGAAGGCGUGCCCAGGCAUUUCAUAACCGACGACAACAGCCUGGCGAUUGACGAUGGGGUGAAAGGGCUCGAGCUGACGUUGUGUUUGAUCAUGGGUGAGACGAGGCGGUUGAGGCUGCAUAGACCGUAUCUAUUCAGAGGGUAUAAAGACCGCAAAUAUGUGAAAUCUCGUGAACAAUGCAUAGCAUCCGCCCAAGCAAUAUUGGACCAUCUUAAAUCCGACGACGAGCAAUCCGCUAUCCUCCUCAAGUGGUGGAUUGUGCUGUUCUAUGGUUUCGCUGCCGCGGUGGUUUUGUUCAUUGACCUGUGCCAUCAGAAAGCGGCUGACGAUGGACAGAGUCUGGAUCAGCGGAGGGCAGAGCUUCGGCAGGUGCUAGAUCUUUUCAAGACUGCAGAACAUAUAUCCGUGGUCUCGAGGAAUGCUAUUGCGUUAUUGGAGGGAUUAUUGACUGCCGAACCGGACCUCCCAUCAAAGCCUUCAAGGAAACGGGGGCGGGAUAAGAUAGAUGACGAGAGCGAGGGAGAACCGUUCGAGCGCAUUGUCAAGCGGAUGAUCAUCGAUGCAUCGAAAAACUCAAGCAGUCCGGGGUCUGUGUCCGGUUCCAGUUCUAAGUCGAGUACAUCCCCCACAGCGAUCAUGGCGCCGUUCCAUAUUCCUCGUCCAAGUUACAAACUGUAUCCCGACGUCAUGCUAGAUGGACCAGGUUUGGGAUUUGGGGAGACGACGAUGGCAGAGCUUGCGGGCUUACUGUAUUCAUCAGAUUAUGGAUGGUCGAUGGACGGAUUUGGUGUACAUUAUCAGUAG
This is a messenger RNA of Guyanagaster necrorhizus, 2223 nucleotides long. RefSeq lists its product as uncharacterized. The coding region runs from base 1 to 2223 and encodes 740 amino acids. Gene Ontology annotation, biological process: DNA-templated transcription; regulation of DNA-templated transcription. The record is from RefSeq and is a predicted model, not a curated record. The transcript has 12 exons. NCBI's taxonomy places the organism in Eukaryota, Fungi, Basidiomycota, Agaricomycetes, Agaricales, Physalacriaceae. Gene Ontology annotation, molecular function: DNA-binding transcription factor activity, RNA polymerase II-specific; DNA binding; zinc ion binding.